UAGGUGGCCGUGUGCUCCGCCUUCUCCCCCCCACCCCUCUUCAGCCCCGCGACCCUCCUCCGGUGGCCAAGCAUGGGCGCGCGCGCGUCCCAGGAGCCCCCGGCCCGGGCCGGGCUGCGGGUGCUGCUGCGGGUUCUGCUGCUGGCGCUGCUGUUGCUGGCGCUGGUGGCCCCUGGAGCGCAGGGGGCUCGUGGUCGCGGGGCUGCGGACAAGAACAGCCACCGGCGCGCGGCCAGCAGCUUCUCCCAGAGCGUGACCAGCCUCUUCGGAGAGGACAACGUGCGCGCGGCUCAGAAGUUACUGUCCAGGCUGACUGAGCGGUUCGUGCAGGGUGUGGACAUGUUCAUAGAGACAUUAUGGAAAGUUUGGAUGGAGCUCUUAGAAGUUCUUGGACUUGAUGUGUCCAACCUGUCACAGUACUUCAGUCCAGCUUCCGUGUCCAACAGUCCCACCCGGGCCCUGGUGCUGGUCGGUGUGGUUCUCCUGGCCUACUGGUUCCUAUCUCUGACCUUGGGCUUCACCUUCAGCCUCCUGCACCUGGUGUUUGGCCGCUUCUUCUGGCUCGUGCGCGUCAUCCUGUUCUCUAUGUCCUGUGUGUAUAUCCUGCAUAAGUACGAGGGCGAGCCUGAGAACGCUGUCCUGCCGCUCUGCCUCGUGGUGGCCAUCUACUUCAUGACGGGGCCCAUGGGCUACUGGCGAGGCAGCCCCGGGGGCCUCGGCAGCCCCAGUGUGGAGGAGAAGCUGGAACACCUGGAGAACCAGGUGAGAUUGCUCAACAUCCGUCUCAACAGGGUGCUGGAGAACCUCGACCGCUCCAAGGACAAGUGAAGGUCAGCUUCCUGUCCCUCCAAGGGUGCCAGUUGGAAAUGUAAGAAGACAACGAAAGGAUAACAGCCGGCAGUCCCACCAAACCCCAACCCUUCCCAAUAAACUGAACAAGAAUGCCACGCCUGGUAUUUCCCACUGUGUGUCCACCGUAGGACCCACUGGAGAAGAACGAACUUGUGCAGAACUUAGAGCGUUGCUAGUGGG
Molecule: messenger RNA, 1032 nt
Organism: Acomys russatus (golden spiny mouse)
Lineage: Eukaryota; Metazoa; Chordata; Mammalia; Rodentia; Muridae
Gene: Bri3bp
Product: BRI3 binding protein
Exons: 3
Coding region: 73-828 (251 amino acids)
Cellular component (GO): mitochondrion
Source: RefSeq, a predicted model, not a curated record